Molecule: messenger RNA, 2140 nt
Organism: Fragaria vesca subsp. vesca
Lineage: Eukaryota; Viridiplantae; Streptophyta; Magnoliopsida; Rosales; Rosaceae
Exons: 4
Coding region: 1140-1589 (149 amino acids)
Source: RefSeq, a predicted model, not a curated record
AACCAUCAUGAACACAGGCAAAGACAUCCUUGUAGUCCCUGGAGAGGUGAGUUCUGGAAUGCUCCGGAGCGUCCGUGCUCCGCGUUUGUCCGCCUUACGUGUCGCUCGUCCACUGGCGCUUGUAAAAAAACAGGCGUGAGUCCACCGUUAGUCUUCCUCGGGUUUUUGAGCGCGUGAUAUGCACAUCGUCGGUAAGUUUUUGAAGCGCAAUUCAGAGGCGAAUUUGGGGAACAGCGUCGAGUUGUGUUGAAGAAGCUUCAAUUGGGAGGCACUAUAUUAGCAGCCACAAACAGAUGGAGAAUUGGAAAAGGAAAAAACAGAAGAUCGACGGGAACCUCGAAUUCUGAUUGAGACUGGUUUAUCUAUAUAUCGCAGGUGUGUUGUGUUGAUGAAGGUUUGUGAUGGGAAACACUGUAGUGCCAAAUCGUAUCUAUUGAACUUCGUAAGAGCGGGCGGUUAUACAACGAGUGAGAGUGAGGAAUAGAAAUUGGCCGCGAGUCCUCUGAAUAUUGUCGAUGCAGAUGGUCAUACCGGGAGAUGAUCUGAAACUCAGCUGGAUAAUUGUCGAUUGGAUUUCUCGUACCCGUUUUGUUGAAGAUCACAUGAAGAUGGAUGGGAUUGAUGUAGAAUUAUCAUCACGAGUUGUCUUCAAUCGGGGAGGAUCCUGAGAAUGAUGAAGUAGCUCAGAAAGAUUACAGAGAAGAUUGUGACAAAAUUUUUAAUCAUUGCUGUUUUAUACUUAAUUGAAAUAGAGGAUGAAUAUUGAUCCGGAAAUUGAUGACGGUGGUCUCCGGUUCAGCGAGGAGAAUUAUUACUAGCAGCUGGAUUCAGUAUUGAGAAUGUCGCGGAAGACUGUGAUGACUAUAAAGAGGAGGCAAAAAGCAAUAUUGAAAAGGGGGACAGCGGUAAGUGUGGAGGAUAAAUUUCGGAUGGGGAUUCAAAUAAGUGUGUUGAUGAUUUGGAAGAGGGAGUAAAAGUAGCUGGUUUAAGGGCUGUAUUUGAGACGGAUUGGUUUUUACAUUUGGAGGGGAAGAAAAUGAAGACGCUUAAGUUACAAGACAUUGAAGAUAUAUCUUUCAGAAACCUGGAGGAAGUGGGUUUGGUAGUGGUGGGGUUUGUGCUUUGUGUUGGUGGUGGUUAUGAAAUGGAAUGGUGCUGCAACUCCAAUGGAGGAUGCCGGAGUAGUUGAUGCAGCUCCAAAUUUAUGUGAGGCUACGAUCAUAAUUGACAAGAGCACAAGAUGGGAUACAUAUCAUAUUACCGUCAGGGAUUUCCUUGCAAAUUUUGACUGCUCAGUAAAAUUAUCCAUCUAUGCUUUUGGUUCUGAGGAUAUGCUCUUUUCAGAAGAUACGAGGCAGACCUGUUUUGCACCAUUGCCUAGUCUCAAGCAUUUGGACAUGAAGAUAAUAGAGCGGAAAAGUUCCGCUAUGGCAGUGACAAAUUGUUACAUGAGGGACUCGUUGAAUUGGAUGGCACCAUCUCUGGAAAUUCUAUCUAUAAACAAGAUAAACAAGAAAUGGAGUAAAAAUUUCAACAAAGAGAUUAAUUCCUGGUACACUUGCAUCUUUCUUAACAUCUUAUGGCAUUGAUAUUGACUGGAGUAGCUACUAUUUGCAGAUUGCAACUCUAGUUAAGUCCAAUUUGUCAAUACUGAGCUUUAACACAUCAGGACUCGAGCCUAGUUGUUAUAUAUACUUCUAUAGUAAAGCUAGUAUUAGUAUAUGUGAACAAAGUUCAAAUCUGUGUGUAAGAAUGAUCCUUUCUAAGUUUCUCAUCUGUAUUAUUUGAAUGUCUGCAGUUUGCGAUACCAUUUCCACCCUGUGACAGGUGGUUGUUGAAGUUUUUAGUAAUCCAGCAAUGAUUUUGAAGAUGAAAUUGACCAACCUUCCAUGGAGACUAUAAAUCAUUCAGAAAGGGUCCCUAAAAUGUAAAAUUGUUCAGAAUUACAUAUGAAAGCUUGUAGUGUCUUGAUUCCAUGACUGAAAUUUACAGGGUUAGCAUUUCUGGCUUACUAAAGCCUGUACUGGCUCUCACCAUAUGUGCCAAGAUGCUUAGAAGAUUUCUGCCAAUCUCUCUAUUUUGGUGUAUGUAAGGAUCAGAAACUGACAUGAUUGUAACUUAAGAGCUAUAAAAUUUGAUC